Molecule: messenger RNA, 1781 nt
Organism: Zymoseptoria tritici IPO323
Lineage: Eukaryota; Fungi; Ascomycota; Dothideomycetes; Mycosphaerellales; Mycosphaerellaceae
Exons: 3
Coding region: 351-1781 (476 amino acids)
Molecular function (GO): glycosyltransferase activity
Source: RefSeq, a predicted model, not a curated record
AAAACAUCCAUCAUGCAACGUUCCAAUCAGUCCUCGCCAUGCGCCAGUCCGAAGCAUGCUUUGGAGGGGCGUGAUGGCCGUCCCGUCUUCUCGUUGGAUGAUGACAGGAGAAGCACCAGAAAGCCGCCAUGACCGAUACCAUAACAUGUCACUUGGGAAAGACACCGGCGCGCCAGGUGAUCGUCAAGACGUGUUUUGCUUAAAAUACUGCCAUGACCGCCUACUAACCUCCGACUGUUGACUUUCGUGGGCCAUGGUAGAAAUGCUGUGAUCAAGAAGACUCUUGUCCAUCAGCACCAGCCGAAGAUCAGCCGGACAGCGAGGACACCAACUCCCUCUCCACGGUCAACAUGUCCACCACCACUGCUCCCGUCGUCCCAUGGCACGCCGACUUCCCUCGCGAGCUCGUCGGCAAGAAGAUCCUCCUCGCCACUGAAUCUCUCGGACCCGUCAAUGGAGUCAGCAGAACAACACAAUCUCUGGUCGAUUACCUGAGGAGCAACGGCGUGAAUGUCGCCACAUGUGCUCCCACGUACAAGGGACAACCGAUCGUCGCAUCGUCAACACCAUCAAGCACAUCAAAAUUUCGCCUUCAAGGGUUUCCUCUACCAUACAACCCCGACUUAUCCAUCGCCUACCCUUUCCGACUCGGCCGCAUCUACCAACAAACUUUCGGCGACUCCGCUCCUGACCUAAUCUACCUCGCCUCCCCCGCCUCCGUCGGCUUCCAAUUCCUCAUCCAACUCCGCUCCCUACCCUCUGGAACAUGCCCUCCAAUCUGUCUAAACUUUCAAACCGACCUGGCAGCGUACGCCUCCAUCAUCCUCUCACCACCCCUCGACGCAUACGGCGUCUGGCUCCUACAAAAAGUCCAAGGCUACCUCUUCUCCGCCCCCGCGAUCCGCACAAUCUUCUACCCAAGCGCAUACGUCGCGAAAUACAUGUCUUCCGCUGGCGCUCCCGCAGAGAAGAUGCUCCAACUGGGUCGAGGCGUCGACACGACUCUCUUCAACCCCGACAAAUUCGACAGGACCUACCGCCGCACUAUCGCCGGGAAUGACGAGAUCAUCUUCGUCUGCAUUUCCCGCCUCGCACCGGAGAAAGGCUUCGAGUUCCUCGCUUCCGCCGCUACCCGACUCCUCACUACCGCUCCAGAUCUGAAGUGGAAACUCCUCAUCGUAGGCGGUAACACCUCCCCCUCUGUCGACGCUUCCAUCCGCUCGCUCUUCUCUUCACCUGAGCUCGCUCCCCGGGUUCACUUCACGGGUAUGCUUCGCGGCGCCUCCCUCGCUCGCGCAUACGCCGUCGCGGACGUCUUCCUGCACUGUUCCAUCACGGAGACGUUCGGCUUGGUGGUGUUGGAAAGCAUGGCGUCUGGUGUCCCAGUCAUCGCUCGUGAUGAAGGUGGUCCGUCGGAGACUGUCAAGCACGGCGACUCCGGCUACCUCGUCGAUCCGCUGGAUAUGGAGACUUUCGUUGCUCGCGCACAAGAACUGGCUGUGAAUAUAAAUCGACGAAAAUCCAUGGCUCUCGCCGCACGACGACAAGCAGAAGGUCUCACCUGGAACGCCAUCAAUUGCAAAGUCGCUCACAAACUCGUCGAGGCACUUCGCUCCGCUGGGAGACUCUCCUCACCCGACAACGAUGACGAGAAAGCUGCGUAUGGAGGCUGGUGGGGACUGGUCAAGGUGUAUUGCGCCGUGGGGAUUGUGUGGGUGUUUUGGUGUAUUGCUGUUUUGCCGUUGAUUGCGGCGGGGUUGGUGCAUGGGAUGUUCCAUUGA